This is a messenger RNA of Nilaparvata lugens (brown planthopper), 9660 nucleotides long. RefSeq names its product lysine-specific demethylase 3A-like. Gene Ontology annotation, cellular component: chromatin; histone deacetylase complex. The coding region runs from base 105 to 7460 and encodes 2451 amino acids. Gene Ontology annotation, biological process: regulation of transcription by RNA polymerase II. Lineage: Eukaryota; Metazoa; Arthropoda; Insecta; Hemiptera; Delphacidae. Gene Ontology annotation, molecular function: histone H3K9 demethylase activity; chromatin DNA binding; transcription coregulator activity. The transcript is spliced from 18 exons. The record is from RefSeq and is a predicted model, not a curated record.
UCAAACCGCGACUUGUGGUGGUGAGUAGUGUUAACCUGUGCAGUGAUGAAAUUUUUGACAUUAGUGGUGUUUUGUGAAUUGAAUAUGGUUAUAAAGUGUGUAUAAUGGCUCAUAAAUAUAGAGAUGAAGUGGUUGGUAAAAGAUUUCUGUCAGUGAGUGCAAGUUCUAAGCUGAAAUUAUCGAAAAUAAGUGAGUGGGGCUGGAAGGCGGGAGUGAUACGUGCUGCAACUCAUAAGGAUAACACUAAUAAGGAUCUUCAGGUGUUGGUUGAGUACGAUGGGUUGGAGUGGCAGAAGCGCGAGUGGGUGAGUGUGUACCGCGAGGACAUGUUCAAAGUGUUCCUGGUGGAGUCAGGCCUGUACUGGGCGCGCAGGCCCAACCCUCAAGGCUCAGGCACUGUCCUCUGGCCCGCUCUGAAAUUCACCAGCCUGGUAGCCCGGGUGGACAUGAGAGGUCUGCAACCCCUUGAGUUCCUCCACGACCAAUACCUCCUCUUCUCUUCAGAUUCACAAUUACAGCCUUAUAAGGAAUGGGACCCGGGGGCCGGGGGGCUAAAGGGGCAGCUUGGGGUGGAGGUUCGGGAGGCGGCGAGGCACUGGUGCGAGGCCCAGGAUGGGCAGCGCAUCCUCCUCACCACCCCCAGCGUCCUGGUCGGCUAUCGUGUCCAGGUCUACCGCUCACAAGGCACCACCCAGUUCUACACUGCCGUCAUUGUCGGCUACAACGAAACCAAUCGGGAGCUGACUGUUACUGAUGAUACUGUUCUUGAAGAACACAACGAAGAUCCGUGCCUUCUACAAAUGAGACUUAUUGGUGAUGGUGUGGUGGAGUCAAUAAUGCGAGGUGAGGAAGUGGGGAUCACACCGAGAAGAUCAAGGUCAUCAGUGGCUGCCACGCCCAAUCACUUUCCGCCAACGGCGCGGAAUAGGGGAGGGGUGUCGGGGCACCAGCAGACCGAGGUGCGCAAACUCCGCAGGAAUCACAUUGUGCAGACCACACCAUCACCCAACAACAAUAAAGUGAAAGCUGAGAGUAAGCAGAAGCGGUCGAAACGGAAAGCGGGAAACGGAGGCCCCGAAGCGGCCGACGUAGUGAGAGAAAGCGAGAAAGAGGACGUCGAGAACGUAGAGAACGAGUGUGGAGAGAGUGGAGAGAGAGAACGGGAGAAGACAGCGGCGCUGAUAGUUGCAGCUGGCGGUGAAGAGGAGAAGAGGAAGAAGGUGCUAGAGGAGGCCAACUGCAGUGAUCAGCAGCUGAGGUUGGUCGAGGUUAGGGUCGAGGACUGCCUGAGGCCGAAGCAGCCAUUGCAGCCGGUGCAGCCACCGCCCCCACCCCCACUGCCACCCCCAGCCCCUGCAGCCUCACCGACCCCCGGUGAACCGCCGCCUUCGCCCACCACUCACCCGCCACCAGCGGCAUCGUCGCCUCCCCACCCUGAGGAGGAGCACCGCGACGAGGAGGAAGUGGUGAAGAGCGAGGAGGAUGCAGCCAGGAUGGAGGAGGGGCUCCCCUCCUCAGCAGGCAGCCUGCUGCGCUUUGCCGAUGACCGGUCCGAUUCGGGCGUGAGCUCGCUUCGCUCGGCCAGUGGCGAUGAGGGUCGAUCCGGCUCCCGGUCCAGCGCCCUGAGCGGCUCUGACGAGCCCCAGCCCCCACAGCCCCCCCAACAACCCCCACCACAACAUCCUACCGACAACAAGCCCGACGUGUGGAGAGACCCUGGAUGCGUGUUGGUGGGUGAACCAAGCGUGCGCCACAUCCACAGCGUACAGCACCAAACUUUGCUAAUGUCGCAUCAGUCGGCUGCCGCCUCCUCAGCCGCCGCCUCCGCCGUGCCGCCUCCAGCCGCCACCGUCGCUUCCGCCAUGCUGCACCCGCUGCCGCCCCACCACCCAUCGCUGCACCCGCCCCCACACCACCUGCCGCCCCCGACCUCGCUCUACGCCGCAGCCGACAUCUGGAAUGCGCAGCGCUAUCCACCACCUCCGCCUCACGCCGCCGCUGCAGCAGCCGCUCAGUUACUGCAGCAGCAGCAGCGACAGCAGCACGACUCCAGGGCAGCCGCUGCACACCAGCGCCACCACACCAUGAUGGAGCACGCGCAUGCGCUCGACAGGGACCGUGAACGCAUCAUCAGGGAAAGGAGAGAACAAGAGGCUAGGGAGAGAGAGCAGAAGGAGAGGGAGCGGGAGAAGGAAAGGGAGAGAGAAAGAGAGCGUGAAAAGGCUGAACGAGAGAAGCAAGUGCACCAGGAGAGGCUGGAGCGAGAGAGACAGGAGAAGCAGCGGUCGGCGGCCGAGGCAAGGGCUGCGGCUGAGCAGGCUGUGCACAAGCACUUCGAAGAGUCGUUUCGGCUCGCACAUCAGAAGCAGAGGAACCCGAAUAUGUGCUGGAAUCUGAUCAACAGCCUUCCGCCCCCGCACCGUGGGCCAGAGGAGGAACAACAGCAGCGCAAACGCGUCGAAGCGGAGCUGCACCACCAGCAGCGCGAAGCAGCAGCAGCAGCCGCAGCCCAUCAGCAGCAGCGCGAAGCGGCCGCAGCCGCAGCUCACCAGCAGCAAGCGGCCGCAGCCGUGCGGCAGCAGCAGUUGAUUGCCGCCUCCCGCGCCAUGUCUGAGCGCGAACGCGCCGCCUACUACCCUCCGCCUUCAGCUCAGGUGCAGAGGCCACAAAGUGUUGCUAGUAAGGUUGAUUACGGAGCACCCCCAGCGGCGCACAGCAGAGUGAACCAAGGGGGCAAGGGUGCAGGGCAAGGGGAGAAGCCACAGUUGCCCAAAGCAGAACCGCCCAACUUCAACCUGUUCGGCUACCACCCCAGCUACCAGUCACCGCUCGCCUUCCUGCCGCAACACCAGCAGGCAGACAGCAAGCACAUGAAGCAGGACCACAAGCCCACUCAGCUCAUCGUCACCAAGUCGUCGUCGUCGUCUAUCGACAAUCCUCCCCCACUACUCAGUGAUAUGAAAAAUUCUGUGAUUGUUAAAAACGAGGGCAAAAGCCCGCAAAGCAUGGACUCGGUGAAACCGUUAAUGGCACACUCGCCAAGCCCCAAACCGCAGGGCCACUACCUGGCCUCGCCUGUCUCCUCGUCGCCAUCCUCGGCCGCGCAAAUGAAAUACGAGUACCGCAGCCCCAGUCAGUCUCCGCACCACCUCAGCCACCCGCACACGCCUAGUCCACAUCCCUACGAAAUGAACAAGGUGGUUGGCCAUCACCCGCGCCAAGCCAGGCAGUCACCUCAUCCGCCUCCUCACCGCCAGAGUCCUCAUCCGCCACCCGCCUCUCAGCCGCCUCACCAUCGGCAAUCACCUCACCAACACCAGCCCCACGCUCCUCCCCCACCCUCGCACCGGCAGUCGCCUCACCACCCUCACCCGCACCCCUCACCUCCCUCCACGGUGGUCUACACCAGCAAGCCAUCGGCCACAGUGCUCUCCUACCCCUACCCUGCACCCGGCCCACCUGGCAUCCAGCACUACGCACCGCCCCCUGCCAGCCCCGCCCUGCUCAAGCCCAAGGUGAGCAGUCCGGCGCCGCCGCACAUCUACGGCAAGCCGGGCAUAGCCAGCGGCACGCCGGUGGUGCGGACGCAGGAUGUUACACUCAGUCCGCUGCCGCUGCCCGCCAAGCCUCCGCUCGCCACCUCACCUUACCAGCAGCUGUCGCAGCACAAUCCACCGCCUCCCCACCAGGUGCACCCAUCGGCCGGCCUUCCGACGCCCCCAGCCGCCCACUCGGCACGGGUCAUGUACGACCAGAGGGGCGGCGCCACCACCGUUUACCCCGUGGCCGUCUCAGUGAAGGCCCCGGCCGCCUCACCUCCCGACCACCCGCACCUGGCCCUCACCCCCGCCGUCCAGACGCAGCCGCUCGAUCUCGGCGUUUCCUCCUCGUCGGUCAGACUCGGUUCGCCCGGCGGCGGCCUCUCUCUGUCUCCCAAACGCAAAGUGUGUGAUGAGCCAGAGGCUUUGGACAUUAAAAAGCGACGCAGUGAGACACCGACCAGUGCGCCUAGUGAUACUAUUAGUGCCAAUGCUAGUUGUGUGAGUGAGCCAGUGCUUUCGCGAGUGAGUGAGCCCAGUCCGCUGCUGGCCAAUGCAGCCACUACCAUCACAACUGUUGUGAAUGUAGCCGCAGCAGCAGCUGCAGCGACUGAAAGUGUAGACAAUGUAGGCAAGCCGGGUACUCCGGCGCCGUGUCCUAGUCCGGCCAAGCCUGGCAGUGGGGUCGACAGCGAAAAGUCGAACAGUCCGGGGCCACCGCGGCCCGUGCACAAGCUGAAGAAGGCCUGGCUGCAGAGGCAUUCGGGCGAGGACGUGACGUCGUGUGUGGCGCCUCCCUCCUCUCCCCCCGCCACUAGGAAGGAGUCGCCCGUGAUCUCAUCGUUGCACAGCAUCGGCUCGAUGGCCGUCAACAGCAUCAACAAGAGCAGCAAGCCAGCCAAGGGGGCACGCAAGGGCAAGGACGACGCCAGUCUGCACAACGGCCACCUCACGCCCGUCAAGACCACCGACGCCGACGACUCGUCCAGCUCCGAUCUGGAGCGCAAAACGACGCCCGUCAAGCGAGUGCCGCCCAAGCUCAAGAGAAAGAAAGGUGGUCGCAUCAAGGCGGUGGCACCUGCCAGCAAGAAGCCGCAGCAGACAGCUGUGAGUGCGAGUAGCACAGACAGUGAUAAGGAGAGUGGCAGUGAGAAGGACUCGGACGGCAAGAAGACGAGUGCCGCCUCCAACGACAAGCCGGCCAAGGACAGUGCCAGUGCCAAUGGGCGCAAGCGCGGUCGGCGGCCCAAGUCCACCAACAACAGUUCGCCCAAUCAGACAAAAAACGAAGGAGGUGAGGAGCCUGGAGGCAAGAAGCCGCGCGACGACCCGCCCGCCCCGCCGCCAUUCCAGAAGCAGCCGACGGUGGCGCAGCUGAAGAAGAGCGGAGACAGCUUCCUGCAGGACGGGCCCUGCUUCGAGGUGGCGCCCAAGCUGGCCAAGUGCCGCGAGUGCAGGUGGACUCCGAACCAGCGCUCGCGCAACAUGCCCAACAUCUUCUGUCGGUUCUACGCGUUCCGGCGCCUGCGCUACACCAAGAACGGCCAGUUGGCCAUUGCCGGCUUCUCGGAUCCUCACCGCGACGCCUCACACGACGACCUCAAGCUGUGGCUGCCCCCACCCCCCGACAACCCCUCCCCCGUCCCUGACCUGGACAUGUCGCGCUUCCUGCUGUCGCAGCUCGGCGAUCCUUUCUGCCACAUCAUUCAGCAGGAAAACGAAGCCUUAUCCGUCCACAUGUCUCAAGACAAAGUGAUAGCGUGGAAGAGAGUAGUUCAAGGAGUGCGUGAAAUGUGUGAUGUGUGUGAAACGACGCUGUUCAACUACCACUGGGCCUGCAGCAAGUGCGGCUUCGUUGUCUGUAUAGACUGCUAUAAGGGCCGCAAAAACGGCACCGUGAAAGAGUGGAACGACGGGAGCGGCGUGAGUGGAGGCGGUGGCGUAGGUGGAGGCGGAGGUGGAGGCCGCGACCGUGACGAGGUGUCAUGGCUGCUCUGCACCAAUCGCCAGCCGCACGAACAGGACAAGCUGAUGCUCACGCAAAUCGUGGCCGGCGACUCUUUACAGAUCGUCAGUCGCAAGGCGCAUGAGGCCUGUCUCCACCUCGGCAUACACAUGAACUGCGCAUGCCCACACGCGCAGCGGCUGCAGGCCCAUGUCAAGCCCACCAAUGGCAUCAACAAGGACCUUCUCAAGAACCUCCGGACAAAAGCAGAACCUGUCAAUGGACAGAUAAAACAAGAAAAACCGGAGAAAGAUGAAGAGUCGGUCGAAGAUAAUGGCGGCGAUAACAAAAAGACUGAUCCCCUCAACUGGCUAGCAGAUCUUGCGCUAUCCAGUGAGGACAAAAAGCAUGGCGAUACGGGUAGUAGUGAUAGUGACACAGAAGACGGCAACCACUCGACUCUGCGAGAGCUGCUCAUCAGGGCACCAUCGACCAAGGGGGGGCACAAUGCCACGCCAGAGGAGAACAGCAGCAGCUCACCCGCCCCCGCCGCAUCCGAGAACGGCACAACGCUGCCGCCAAAUGCCAACGCUAAUGCUAAUGCAAAGGACGAGCUGACGUGGAAAAAGAAGAAGGAAAUUAGUAAGGAGACUGAUAGCAAGGCAGAGGUGAAGACAGAAAAGCUGGUGCACUAUGUGAGUCGGUACACGGGAGCAUCGAAGGGAGGAUCGAUGUCACUGCCACUGCGCAUCAUGACGCUGAGUGAGAGCUCCCUGUUUUACCCAGAUGUGCCGCACCUCUGGCUGUGCGACGGAAAACUGCUGAGACUGCUCGACGCCGACAACCCCGGCAACUAUUCCAUCUUCCAGGACCAAUGGAAGCGUGGCCAGCCAGUCAUGGUCAGCGAUGUCACCAAAAACAUGGACAUGUCUCUGUGGCAUCCCGACGCUUUUGCCAAGGAUUUUGGCGACGACAAGAACCACCUGGUCAACUGUUUGACCGGCAAAAUAGUUCCUAACCAGCCGAUGAGGAAAUUUUGGGAAGGUUUUGACUCGUUGGCCAAACGGCUCAAGGACGAAAAGGGCCAGCCGAUGGUUUUGAAGUUGAAAGACUGGCCGCCGACUGAGGACUUUGCCGAAAUGUUACCGACCAGAUUCAACGACCUGAUGAAGGUACUGCCGCUUAAGGAGUACACGACGAGAGGCGGUCGCCUGAACCUGGCGUCCAGACUGCCCGAGUGCUUCGUGCGACCUGACCUGGGGCCCAAGAUGUACACGGCGUACGGCUCGGCCGGCCAACACAAGGGCACUACCAACCUGCACCUGGACAUCUCGGAUGCCGUCAACGUGAUGAUCUAUGUGAGCAUUCCGGAGGACGCGUGCGAGGAGGACUACAACAAGGAGGCCCUGCGAGCCAUCGACGAGGCCAGCUGCGAUAUCCUGACGCGCAGACGCGUGCGUGAGGCGGGCAUCCUGCCAGGAGCCAUCUGGCACAUCUACCUGCCGCGCGACGCCGACAAGAUCCGCGACUUCCUGAACAAGGUGGCACUGGAGCGCGGCGCCCGCCUCGAGCCCCACCACGACCCCAUCCACGACCAGACUUGGUACAUCGACACUGAGCUGCAGGUGCGCCUCUACCAGGAGUACAACGUGCAGGGAUUCUCCAUCGUACAGUGCCAGGGCGAUGCCGUCUUCAUUCCUGCCGGUGCUCCACAUCAGGUGAAGAACCUGCACAACUGCAUCAAGGUGGCCGAGGACUUUGUGUCGCCGGAGAAUGUGUCGCACUGCUUCCACCUGACGCAGGAGUUCCGCGAGCUGUCCGACACUCACUCGAACCACGAGGACAAACUGCAGAUCAAGAACAUCAUGUACCACGCCGUCAAGGACUCGCUCGGUGUGCUGUCCACCCUCAAGACUGAACCAUCCGCGAACGACGCCAACCCGCAGCCGCAGCCGCAGGCGACUGACGAGUCGUGAUCCCAGUCCAACCUUUAGGCCAGCAAUAGAUAUCUUUUCAAUUUACUUACAUUGCAAUCUAAUCUUUUCUGCUGUGUUAGAAUAUUUACGUCAACUAGCAUCAUAUAUCUUUUGAAUUUACUUUCAUUGGGAUAUGAUAUUUUACUGCUGUGAUCUCUGAUUUGUCAUAAACAACCACCUUAUUCCUUCUGACUUCAUUCAGUAAUACGUUACCGUAUUAAUAAUUGAGAAUUUUCUUACUAUGUAGAAUUAUCAAUUUUUUUAUCUUUUAUCCACCAUGAAAUGGAUGUUAUUCUAGUUGGUAUUUCCUGUAAUUCAGGAAAUAUUUGAGUCAGUUAAGGAAACUUCAGUUUAAAAUGUAAUGUAAACAUUAAAUGUAAACCGGAGAGUUCGGUCCCACAAGGUGUCAAACUAUCAAUGAUACGAUAACUGAAAAAAAUUUCAAGAAAAAUUGAUUGAUUAAUUGAAUGUAACCUGAUCUUAAGUCUGUAGUUAUAACUCAUUUAUUAAAAAUCAACCAGAUUAUUCCAGACUUGGUCUCAUUCAAUAAUAAAUUAUCAUAUUAUAAUUUGGUGGUAUUCCAUUGGAAUAUUGUCGGCAAUAGCUUGUAAAAUAGAAAAAAGAACUAGAUUCAUAUCAUUUUGAAGAAAAAAUCAAUUAAAUUUAUAUUUAUACUGGAAUUUAGCAGAUCGCAAAAAAUUAUUUGAUUGCCUGUAUUCCGACGAAUAUAAUUUCAAUCACUCAAUGAAUCAUCAUAAUAUAACUGUUUUAUUUAUUGAUCAAUAUUGAUAUCAACAUUUUUUAAUGUUUAUAUUGGAAAAUUUAUGUCAAGUUUGUUUUAUUUAGGGGCUCAACGCUGGCCUAUCGGUCUAAUUUAAUACGGUAACUUGAUCGGUAAAGUUUUUUGUUAUUAUAAUCGUGACUACUACUUUUUUGUAAAUAAUUAUUUUACCGUACUCUUUUGUAAGUAUUAUCGCUGUAAACUUCUUGUUAUUAGAUUUUUUACUGUUUGAAUUCUAUCAAUUUAUAAAUCGGAAAAAAUUAUGUGAAUAUAUACAUAUAGAUGAGUAAGUGCGAUUGAUGAUUAUGUACAAGUAAUAUGUAAAUUGAAUAAUGGAUGUGGUUUGAUGGCUAGAAGAAUUGUUGAUAUACAUUUUUCCUCAUUGAUGUGAUUAUAAUACUGAUUACAAUUUGAAUUAAAAAUUAUGUAUAUUGUUGAAAACAGUAAAUAGAAUUUUGUAAAUACUUAUAAGCUAAGAUGUAUCUAUUGAUAAUAAAAUAUUAUUACAUUACUAUUAAAUAUUACUUCUCAAUGUUGUAAUAAAACUUAUGUAACAAUGGUUCUUGUUGCAGCACCAAGUGAUGCAUAGCCUAAAUGAUUUUAUUACUGUACAGUGUCUAUUGUUUUUACUAUCGCGUAUUGCAACAAUUUAAUCGUUCAAUUACUAUAAUUGUUAACAAAUUCAACGAUACAUUCUCGCCAGCGGUUAGCUACCGCUUGUACGUCAGUGGAUAUUAUAAUUAUUAAUUUAACUUGCGUUUUGUAAAUAGUGUACAAAUUUAAAGAGAAGAAUUGUAACUGAGCCUGCCCAACCGCGACUUUGCACUUUUUCUACAAAACAAGUUAGCUCUUAUCGAUAAUUAUUAUCAAUUAUGAUUAUUAUCAUUAUAAUAGUGUUUUAUUAUAAUCGAAGUGUUAAUUUUCUCUUCCUUUUCGGUCUUUUAAAUGAUAUCACUCAAAUGUCGAACGAGCUCAAUAAUUAUUGUAAUAGACUUAUUCUAAUAAUGUGAUGUGAACUUGGCAAAGGGAGGGACAACAAACGAUCUCAAAUAUUAACUGAUUACGGAGUAGAAUGUGCAUUAGGUGUAUUCAACAUUUAAAUCAUAAUUUCAAGAGAACAAUUAUGUUUUGCCAUCUAGUUUCUCAAAACUUAUCAUUUCUCCAAGUUGGUACAGAACUGCAAAAGCUUCAGAAAAUAUUAUUUAUUUCCAUUCCAUUAUCAUUUUCGAUCAUAGGAAGAUCACUAUUGAGUUCGAUUAAUUUUUGGGCAAAUCAUGUUUCUGUGUAAGACUUACUUUGCCUAUGGUGAGAAGAUGAUGUAAAUUAUUUGUAACGAAAUUCUGUCCAAAAUAUUGAAGUUCUAAGGUUAAGUGAAGCUGUUGAUUUUUAAAUUGAAUAAAGUGCCAAUGUGGAUAAGAA